Molecule: messenger RNA, 5379 nt
Organism: Apus apus (common swift)
Lineage: Eukaryota; Metazoa; Chordata; Aves; Apodiformes; Apodidae
Gene: SLC35A3
Product: solute carrier family 35 member A3
Exons: 8
Coding region: 361-1395 (344 amino acids)
Biological process (GO): pyrimidine nucleotide-sugar transmembrane transport
Cellular component (GO): Golgi membrane
Molecular function (GO): UDP-galactose transmembrane transporter activity
Source: RefSeq, a predicted model, not a curated record
UAUUUUAAAAAGGUUCUGGUUGGGAAGCUACAUGAUGUUGCAGGAGCAAGGUCCACCAGUGUUCUACUGUGUUGUGCUUGAUAUUCUCGUCUUUUAAUUUUUUUCACCACUUAAGAAUUUUUUUAAUGUAAGUGGAGAAAUUGGAAAUACUGCCUGAAGGGAAGCCUUCAUUCAAAAAAGACCAUCUUUGUUACUUUUACUACUACUAAUUGGUGUUCUGCUAGAAGAGUUAAAAAAAAGCUUUGCUACAGGAUUCACUUUUAAUAGCACUUCUAAAGAAGAAUACAAGCUCUGAGAAAAAUACAGCUUAUUUUUACCAUAGUGUACUUAAUACACAUUAUAACAUACCCAGCAAGAAGAAUGAGUAAUAAACUGAAAAACAUAAGAAAAAGCAAGGGAGAAAAAAGUCAAGAAAUGUCUACCAAUUUAAAAUACCUUUCCUUGGGCAUCCUGGUUUUUCAGACCACAGGUUUAGUCUUGACCAUGCGUUAUUCUCGGACGCUGAAAGAAGAAGGACCCCGUUACUUAUCCUCUACUGCAGUAGUUAUUGCUGAACUUCUGAAGAUUUUGGCCUGUGUUCUGUUGGUCUACAAAGACAGCAAGUGCAAUUUGCGGACUCUGAACAGAGUGCUACAUGAUGAAAUCCUCAAUAAACCCAUGGAAACUCUUAAACUUGCUGUUCCUUCAGGAAUUUAUACUCUUCAGAAUAACUUGCUGUAUGUAGCGUUAUCAAAUCUAGAUGCAGCCACAUACCAGGUUACAUAUCAACUGAAAAUUCUUACCACAGCAUUGUUUUCUGUGUCCAUGUUGAGCAAGAAAUUGGGUGUAUACCAGUGGCUUUCAUUGGUAAUAUUGAUGACAGGAGUGGCAUUUGUGCAGUGGCCUUCAGACUCUCAAGCAACAGCUGCCAAGGAGCACUCAGCAGGAUCUCAGCUUGUAGGCCUCAUUGCAGUUCUGGUAGCUUGCUUUUCUAGUGGAUUUGCUGGGGUUUAUUUUGAGAAAAUUUUAAAGGAAACUAAGCAGUCUGUGUGGAUCAGAAACAUUCAGCUUGGAUUUUUUGGUAGCAUAUUUGGACUAAUGGGCGUAUACAUUUAUGAUGGAGAACAACUGUCAAAGAAUGGAUUUUUUCAAGGAUACAAUAAACUUACUUGGAUAGUUGUUGUUUUACAGGCACUUGGAGGGCUUGUGAUUGCUGCUGUUAUAAAAUAUGCCGACAACAUUUUAAAGGGAUUUGCAACUUCUCUCUCUAUUAUACUGUCAACGUUGAUCUCCUACUUCUGGCUGCAAGAUUUUGUCCCCACAAGUGUCUUUUUCUUCGGAGCCAUCCUUGUAAUAGCAGCUACUUUCCUAUACGGUUAUGAUCCCAAACCUGCAGGAAAUCCCAUUAAGGCAUAGCAGACUUCCUCAUCAACCUGCUUCUCAAGACCAUGCACUGGGCGCCUUGCUAACAAUGACAUGUGGAAAGUGUCAUUGUGCACUGCAAGGAAAGGAUUCCUACCCUGAAUUGAUUGAAAAAAUGCUUAUGAAUAGUUCUGAACAGCCAGAGGGGUUAAAGGUAGAUGAUGAUACUGUCUGUAACUGAUAGGAAAAGAAAAAAGACAGGGGAAUGCCCAGUGCAACCUGCUAAUAAAAAACUUGAAAGGAACAAAAAGUUUCCAUCAAACUGCAAUUAGGAAUGUUUACAGUUUUGACUGGGAUUGCAUCAAAAGAAUUUACUGUACUGACUGCUGCAGAAAUACGUCCUAUGCACUCUUCAGAAGAGCACAUGACAACGCUGUCAGAUUGUAUGUUUUUGCAAUUUGACUAUAUUUAAUCUUAGUAAAUAUGUUUUUAACUGUUUGUCUAUUUACAUGAAAUCAGCUGAAUAUACAGCAUAGUUCUAAAGUGAUGGUUCUAAUUAAGUAUUCUGCAUUAAAACUGUGAAGAUUGAAGUACGAUUGAAAGACACUUUGACAACAUCAAAUAUUUUUGUAUUUUUAGAAGACUGAUUUAAUAACGGAAUUCUGUUAUUAAAUUAUAAUAUUAUAAUUCUGUUGCUUAUAUAAAACUAUAGUAAGAAUGUUAACAUUCUCAUCUAAGUACACAAAGGGAGAAAUUCAGAGUGAAAGCUGGAAAUCUCUGUUGAUGCUCCAGUCUUCAUCAGGACAGCCUGUAAUGUUCCAUGAGAUGCCAUAACUGUGAACACAGGCCUGAGGUUACUGAACUAACCUGGAACUCAGAGUAAGGUUAUGAUGGAGUGCUUGAUCAGAUGUCAAGUUCAUUCUUUUUAUUGAUUAUAAGACAACUUUUUGCUAGAACCUUUAAAUUUGUUUUUAUGCAUUAGAUAUCCUCUGGGGAUUUUUUUAACCAUGACUUAAAAAAAAAAAGCCCAUAAUAAACAUUUUAUUUUUUUUUUUCCUGUAACAGCUGCAUCUAGAGCUAUUAUGAUAUAUAAUCUGUAGACUGUACUUUAUUACAGAAGUGUUUUUUUAAACAAGUGGUGUUUAUGCACGAGCUCUUCAAGGCUCUCUCGGUACAUUUCUGUGUAAUGGCUCAAUUAGAGGGUUUUUUUAAAUUGUUAUUAUUUUUAAUGUUUUGUCCUGGAGUCCUUGACCCAACAGACUUAAAUGUUUUUUUGCAGCUAUUCAGUCUAGUAGUGGAAUUACUUUAACAGGAAUCUUAAUGAAAAAGUAAUUAGUUGUGCAAUAGGUAAAUAUAAAAGCAUGCUGUUCUUCUGUUUUAAACCAAAAAACAACUUCACAAAGAAACCUAGAUGCAAUUAGAACUUAAAUCAAUUAGACUGUUAUGAACACUUCACUUGGUGAAGUAUUUGCAUAUAGCCAGAAGCACACACACAAAAGCCAGAGUUAAUAAAAAAAAGCUGUCUUAAAAACCCACUUGUUUCCAGGAGAUGUGUUCACCAUCAAUAUUGAUAUAGAAUGACUUCCUAGCCACGUUACACUUGUAAAGGUAUAUAUGUAUACAAAGACAUAUCAAUAGUCCCUUACCUGUAGAAUGGCAAGUGGUAAAAAAGUAUUUAUUUUUUUCCCUUCUCAUGCACUUUCUCACUUCUGUCUUAUGCUAAUGAACACAUAGUGAAGAAAGAGGUGUUUUGAAAUGUUUACCAGAGUACCUCAUCCUCUUCCUCAUUGUAGUGGUGGAUUGACAAGGAGAUUCUGUAAGAGUCCUCUGAGAUUUUUUUAAUUAAAUACUGUAAAUGGGAAAGGAAAAAUUCCAUUUACGUCAGCCAACUAAAAAUAGUGUUCUCCUUGAAUUAUCAGCUUUUUAUUUGCUUAUCAUAUCAGAGUGAGACAUUAAAAAAAUUCCAGAGUUAUGCCAAGGGCUUGCUAAGUUUAGUUAACUCUGAAUCUGUCCCAGCAUGCCAUCAUUGCCAGAGUCCAAACUAUCUCAUAGUACCCUAAACUGGCAUUCUACAUUAAUGUCAACCCUUUUAUCUGUAACAUUCCAUGUGGCAAAAUCUUAGAAGCAUUCCAUGUAGUCCUCUCACCACUGAAAUGCAACAUGAGGUGAGAUGUGCCCAUAGAACAGUGGAUCGCAGCCUUGCCUAGUGUAGAGUGGGAAGUGCACCAUGACUGAAAUUGUCUGAGAAGUGUUGGUAGUAAGAGCUGAAUUGGAGUUGGCCUACGCCACAACAGUUUUAAUUUAAUUCAUCACAGUAGUGGAAAUGUUUAAGUGGUAGAAUUGGUUACUUGAGGAGUUGAGGAGUUUCUCAAAUAAACAUAGAAAGGAGGUUGAGAACACUUUAAAACUGUUUGUACAGGAAGGGACCAAAUAGGCCAAAUAAUCACAUUGCUGGAGUGAGUUUUGCUACAUAUAACCCAGUUUUAUUACUGCAGGUGCACUUUUCAAUAUUUGUUAAGAAGCAUCAGUGUAAAUAAAAGAACAGGAAUAUGUGCUCUUUCCUUUUGAAUAGGAUGUCAAACAGCUUUGGAAACAAUAUGUUGAUUCUAGUAAGGAACAGUGAUUCCUAUCUGUAGUGACUCCUCCAUGCAUUCACUUGAUUGUUUCAGUAAGUUUUCCAUUAGGGGGAUAGAUCUCUUCGCACUAGUUGCUGUAAAGGAAGUGGGAAUUUGCACUUUGAGCUCUUUCCUUAGCCUAUAAAGGAACCCUAGGGCCAAGGCCCUCCAGGCUGAAAUGUGUUAUUCUAGACAGAGGGAAGACAGUCGAUGCUUCUUAAGAACAGAAGGGAUUUGAGGAGGGUUUACUGAUUUCUUUAACCUUUGCAACCUGAGAGCAUAUGCAUGUUUUCUUAUUGGAAUACUUUCAUAUCUGAAUUUUGAAAUGUAAAAAACAAACAAAACCCCAGUUUUAAGUCUGUAACUUAUUAACUAACCAAAGAAGCAUAGCUAGCACAGAGCGUCAGCAAGUAGGGGAUAGUGUGCUUUGAGUUUGUCCUAAAAGCAAUCUGUAGGAGUCCAGCUUCCCCAAAAUAAACCUGUCUUUCUAAACUAUUUUUCUGACUUUCAGACAAUGGAUUUGUUAGUUUAGUUCUAUAUUUUGGAGGCUAACCUAUACUUAGCAGAACUUUAUUUAAAUAUUUAUAAAGGUAUAGCUAGAUAUUUAUUUGCAAUGACUUGAAUCAUGUGAAUUACUUUUUUUAAGACAUGCAUAAUGGAAGUAGUAGUAUUUAUUGAAUAUUGGGUAUUUGGUAGUUUCAUUUGAGAAUCUCUGGGAUACAUGAUAAAUUGUCAUAUAACAGUAAAUAUAGAACUAUCUUCAAAGUAAAAUAAAUCAGCAGUUCAGUGGUGAAAAACUUAAUAAAGUAAGAUACUUUUAUUUAAACAUUAUAUUUCUGUGCUAUCCACAAGUGCCCAAUAAUAUUUUUUUCUCAAAGGAUUCAGAUAAUUUUAUAGUUCUAGUCAACUUCUUUGCUUUAGGCAAACUAUCAGAAAACUUCCCUUUUUGUUUGCUUUUGUAGUGGGUAGAUUAUCCAGCUUCUACAAGGUAACAUCUUGAGGGUUUUACCGUAAUUUUUUAGAAACUAUUGUGGCUUUUUUUCCUAAAAAAAAAUAAAUAAUAUCUUUUUUUGGUAGCAGGUACUUGCGUUUCAGUUACUUAUACUGGUAGUCCUCACAGAUUUUUAGAAGUAUGCAACUGUAAUGAAUUUUGUUAAAUUGUUUUAAAACUGAUAAAUGAAAGGUUGCAUUUCUUCUGUGUUUCAUUGUCAGUAGCUUUCAUAUUUUAAUAUAUUUCCUCAUGAGUCAUGCAUGUUCUGUUGCAUUUAUGCAAUGAUAUUUUUCCAAAUUUGAGGUUGUUGCUCAUUUCUUCCUGUUGACAGUAUUUCUUGCUGGAUGUGGUGUUUGAGGAAGGUUAUUUACUGUUUUCUUCUCUGAAAUCCAUGUUUUGUAAGAAUGAGAUAUUAAAAAAUAUUACGGGGCU